GCUGCCUCUCCCUCGGACCCGGGCUGCUCCUCCUCUCUCAGCUCCUGCUCGGAUCUCAGCCCCGACGAGUCCCCUGUCUCCGUCUACUCGCGGGAACUCCCUGGCGACGGGGAUGCCCCCCCCCAGCCCGGCAUCAUCCCCCUGGAGCAGGGCUCCCCGCUGGCGUCCGCAGGCCCUGGCAGCUGCUCCCCGGACAGCUUCUGCUGCUCCCCGGACUCCUGCUCCGAAGCCUCCUCCUCGCGCAGCCCGGGCCUGGACUCGAACUGCAACGCGCUGACCACCUGCCCGGAGGACCUCCCUUCCCCGGGCCUGGAGGAAGAGGACGAGAGCGGGGAGCAGGAUCUCCCUGCCUCUGAGCUCCUAGAGGCGGAUGACGGGAAAAUCGGCGCCGGGAAGACGGAGCCCAGUUGGAAAAUUAAUCCCCUUUGGAAAAUUGACACAGAAAAAACCGAAGCUGGAUGGAAAAUCACUGAGAACAAUAACUCUGGCUGGAAAAUCACCGGAAACACUAACUCCAGCUGGAAAACUGAGCCUGGAACACUCGACUCUGGCCGGAAAGCCGGUGCUGGCUCGAAAACAGACGCGGGGAAAGCUGGUGGGGGACGGAGGGGUGACGUCAGCGAGGAGCCGGCGCCCCACCGGACAAUCACGUCCUUCCACGAGCUGGCCCAGAAGCGCAAGCGGGGCCCGGGGCUGCCCCUCGUGCCGCAGGCCAAGAAGGACCGCAGCGACUGGCUCAUCGUCUUCUCGCCCGAC
Molecule: messenger RNA, 756 nt
Organism: Carlito syrichta (Philippine tarsier)
Lineage: Eukaryota; Metazoa; Chordata; Mammalia; Primates; Tarsiidae
Product: RUN and SH3 domain-containing protein 1-like
Exons: 1
Cellular component (GO): cytoplasmic vesicle
Source: RefSeq, a predicted model, not a curated record